UAGUCCCAAAUUUAUUUUUGCAUUCAAACACUUUUUUAAAUUUAUUUAAUAAUAAAGACACAAAUCUACAUAUCAUUUGGCCUAAUUUUUAUUGAACGGGGCGAGUUUUAUUGGGCUGGAAAAUGGCUUCCCGAUCUGGCAACCCUGAACCGGCAACAAAUCAACCCAGAAGUGAGCCUGAGCCACUCAGGCAGCCGAUUUUCCUCUCGCUACGCUAAACAGCUCGACGCCUUUGUGUUUUUAUAGUUUCACAAAACCCAAACAACAAAUUAAAUGAACAUUUUGUAACGCUAAAUGUUUCGCAGGUAAAGGUUUGUGGCUGCUAAGCAAGUUAAAAGACGGUAUAGUUGUAGAAACAUUCUUUUAUUUUGAAUGCGACUAAAAGUCGUACUCGUACUCUGCGCUUUACCAUCACGUAAAACGUCAACAACAAUAACUGACCAGUAUCAGCUAUUAGACAUGUUUUUAUCUCGUUAGCUUGCUUUUGUUUGGAGCACGGAGCUUCUUGCUGCUCACGUGCACCCAAGCCAUUCCAAAUGAUGACGUGAAAGAAGAAAAAAGGAGGGGAAAGUCCUUCAACAUGAUGAAUGACAAACAACACGCUGAGUGCAGUGACAGCGAGGACUUGUUCGGAGACUACGACAGUCUCCUGGAGGACUCGUCCCUGCUGGCCAAGCUGGAACAGGCCGACGCGCUAGCCUCGGCCGACCCGCCGCCACCGCAUGAUGACUGCCAGGAGCCCAAGAAGCGCAAAGUGCAAAGCGAGGCCAGGAGGAGCGUGAGUGAGCGUAUGAAGACGGCGCUGCGAUGUAACGCGGCGGCGGCCACUGGACUUUCUCGAACGGUGGCCAUGAAAGAGGCGGUGCUUAGCAGCCGGGUGGGCGACGCCGCCGAGGCCGUGGAGGCGCGCGCUGACGACCUGGGGCCGUUUUUCGGGCUGCCCAGCAAAGUCCGAGAGCUCCUCUUCACGCUCAGGGGAAUACGAAGCCUCUACGCGUGGCAGGAGACGUGCUUACGUCUGGAUUGCCUGUCCCGGAGGAGGAAUUUAAUCUACACGCUUCCCACCAGCGGCGGCAAAACUUUGGUGGCCGAGCUCCUGAUGAUCCGCGAGCUUCUUUGCAGGAACAACAACUGCGUCUUCGUCUUGCCGUACGUCGCCCUAGUCCAAGAGAAGGUCCGCGCUCUGGCGGCUUUGGGGCUGGAGCUGGACUUCCUGGUUGAGGAGUACGCGGGCAGCAGGGGGCGCUUCCCUCCAGUCAAACGAAGGGGGCGGCGCUCGCUUUACGUGGCCACCAUCGAGAAAGCGCACGCCCUCGUCAACGCGCUAAUCGAGGAGGAUUCGCUGCGCUGCGUUGGACUGCUCGUGGUUGAUGAGUUGCACAUGCUGGGCGAGGGCAGCCGAGGAGCUUUGCUGGAGAUCACCUUGUCCAAAGUGUUGCGGCUAAGCCCCGGCACGCAGAUCGUCGGCAUGAGCGCCACCUUAGGGAACAUCGGCGAUCUGCAGACCUUUCUCAAGGCCGAGAACUACCACGACGACUUCCGACCGGUGCGCCUGAAGGAGUACGUGAAACUGGGCGACGGCAUCUAUGAGGUUGACUCCAAAGAGGAAGACUCUUUUCGUUUGUGUCGUCGGGUGGAGUUGAAGUACUCGAGCGCCAUGCAGAAGGCGGAUCCAGACCACAUCGUGGCGCUGGUGACGGAGGUGAUCCCCCAACAUUCCUGCCUGGUUUUCUGCCCGACAAAGAAGAACUGCGAGAACGUGGCUGUCAUGAUUUGCAAGUACCUCCGUCGGGACUUCCUGCGACACCGGAAGGCUGAGAAGGAAGCCCUCCUGCGCCAGCUGGAGGAGUGCGGCCGCGGCUCUGUAUGUCCGGUCCUGCGGAGGACCGUCCCGCUGGGCGUAGCCUACCACCAUGGUGGCCUGACUGCCGACGAGAGGAAGCUGCUGGAAGACGCCUACUCCGCCAGCGUUCUCUGCCUCAUCACCUGCACGUCCACGCUGGCCGCUGGCGUCAACCUGCCGGCGCGGAGGGUAAUCGUGCGCUCGCCGCUGGUGGCUCAGGAAGCGCUCAAGACCAGUCAGUACAAGCAGAUGGCGGGCCGCGCCGGCAGGGCGGGGCUGGACCACGAGGGUGAGAGCAUCUUAAUCCUGCAGGAAGCGCAACGGCACCAGGCCAAGGCCUUGCUGUGCGCCCCCGUGGAGAAUUGUUACAGCCGGCUCCUCGCCGACGACCACAAAAGUCUACACGCCCUCAUCCUAUCCCUCGUCGGACUAAAAGCGGCGUCGCACGUGGAGCACCUGGAAGACUUUGCACGCGGGACGCUGCUUUUCGUGCAACGUGAGCACGCCGACGUAUGUGUGGAGGAUGCCGUCCGGCGGGGCGUCCGCCUCCUCCAGCUCAAAGGCGUUCUUCACGUGCAAAACGGCGACCUACAGGUCACGCCUUUGGGCAGGGCCGCCUUUAAAGGUUGCGUGGACGUAAGCCACAGCGAAGCCCUGUUCCAGGACCUCCAGAAAGGCCUGGAAGGCCUUGUUCUCAAUAGCCUUUUUCACCUUCUCUUCCUGGUCACGCCAUAUGACCUGGCUGCCGGCUGCACGCCGGACUGGAUGACCUUCUACACUCAGAUGGCGUCGUUGUCGUCGGCGGAGCUCAAAGUUUGCGCGGCGGUGGGCGUCCCAGAAAGCUUGGUGGCCAGGAAAGCGGCGGGUCAAAGCGUGGGCAAGAGUGGCGACGUGUCGGCGGCCAAGCGCGCCUUCCUCUCGUUGGUUCUGCUGGCUCUGCUGAAGGACGGCGACAUUUGGGGCGUGGCCCAAAAGUUCCAGCUCAGCCGCGGCUUCGUCCAAUCGCUGCUCAGCUCGUCCGCCGCCUUCUGCUCUUGCGUGCUGCACUUCACGCAGGAGCUGGACUCGCUGUGGGCGUACUGUUCGUUGUUGGAGGCGCUGACGCGACGCCUCAGUUACUGCGUCAAGGCAGAGCUUAUCCCACUCAUGGAAGUGGCGGGAGUUUCUGAGGCUCGCGCCAAGCAGCUCCACGCCGCCGGGUACCCCACGCUGACGCACUUGGCCAACGCUGACCCAACCGUCCUGGUCAGAACGGUGGCGCAUCUCAGUAGAAGGCAGGCCGAUCAGAUGGUGGCCUCGUCCAAGAUGCUGCUCAAUGAGAAGGCGGAAACGCUGAGGCAGGAAGCGGAUCAUCUGCUGGAAGCGCCACCCGAUUUACCCGAUUGAAAUCCACAAACAGUGGUCACCACUUUUUUAACACAAAUAAACUUUUUGAGUUAGAAUCUUUUAUUAUUCCAAUGACUUUUUUUCAAAUGUUCAUCUAUUUUCUAGGUAUCAAUAAAAUGAAUUUUGUAUUAACUCAUUGGCUGCCAUUGACAGCGACAGGAUAGACAUACAAUCCUC
This is a messenger RNA of Corythoichthys intestinalis (scribbled pipefish), 3406 nucleotides long. It is a transcript of the gene helq, whose product is annotated as helicase, POLQ like. The record is from RefSeq and is a predicted model, not a curated record. Gene Ontology annotation, molecular function: nucleic acid binding; ATP binding. Lineage: Eukaryota; Metazoa; Chordata; Actinopteri; Syngnathiformes; Syngnathidae. The transcript has 19 exons. Bases 581 to 3229 code for a protein of 882 amino acids.